This is a messenger RNA of Colletotrichum fioriniae, 630 nucleotides long. RefSeq lists its product as uncharacterized. The record is from RefSeq and is a predicted model, not a curated record. Gene Ontology annotation, molecular function: heme binding; iron ion binding; oxidoreductase activity, acting on paired donors, with incorporation or reduction of molecular oxygen. NCBI's taxonomy places the organism in Eukaryota, Fungi, Ascomycota, Sordariomycetes, Glomerellales, Glomerellaceae.
AUGCUCAUUGACAUUCUCGCCUACUUGGCGGUGAUUGCUGGAGUCUCUUACCUAGCUCUCACAUUCCCCCGGCUACUGCAAGAAUGGAAGCUUUACUCACAUCGGUCUCAACUUCCCCCAGGCCCCAAGGUCAUCAAGACAGGCAUCCGAAAGCCAUGGCUCUGGUUCCAGGAAUUGAGUAGAGAGUAUGGCGAUGUCGUCUACCUUCAGAUGGGCCCGACGCCAACCAUCGUGCUCGGCUCAGCCCAAGCGGCGUGGGACCUCCUCGAAAAGAAAGGCUCAAUUUUCUCAUCACGCCCGCGCUUUAUCAUGGGCGGUGAGCUUCUCUCCGGCGGCAUGAGGGGCCUGAUGGCCUCUUACUCCCCUUUUUGGCGGCGAUGGAGAAAGCUCCUGCACAGCGGCUUCAUGCAGCGGCAGAGCGAGACGUACCGGCCGGUGCAGAGUCUGGAGUCCAAAGUGCUUAUGCAUGAGCUUCUCACGAGUCCCGAAGACUUUCGAAGGCACCUUGAACGAUAUGCGGCCUCUGUUAUUGUGACGGUGACGUACGGUAGGAGAGUGGAGGACAUCGCCACUGAUAUCGUUGUCCGACGCAAUGCUGAGUCAAUGGGACGUCUGACCUCGGUCAAGUAA